Messenger RNA from Naegleria fowleri, 3330 nucleotides. RefSeq lists its product as uncharacterized. The coding region runs from base 1 to 3330 and encodes 1109 amino acids. Gene Ontology annotation, biological process: cilium assembly. Gene Ontology annotation, cellular component: ciliary transition zone; MKS complex. NCBI's taxonomy places the organism in Eukaryota, Heterolobosea, Eutetramitea, Acrasida, Naegleriidae. The transcript is spliced from 3 exons. The record is from RefSeq and is a predicted model, not a curated record.
AUGCAACCAACCUUACCAGCCAUGCGGAUCGACAGAGUAUAUUUGAACCAUCAUCGGAAAAGAACAGGCAAAGGGCUCAUAUCAAUAGAUCACCACUAUAUGAAAAACAUACUGUCCCUAAUUGGCGUUCUGAUUUCAAUAUUUCUAAUUGCACCUCAUUCACACAUCAAUGCUCAAAAAGGAGUUUUUUCGAAUACAACAUGCAGUAGUCCACAGUAUUUUGAUUCUUCCUCAAUGCUGUGCAAAUCAUGUGGAGUUGCAAACCAAAUAUCCUCUGACAAUCAAUAUUGUUACUGCUCGGAAGGAUAUAUCCAAGUCAUUACUUCGGGUGUUGUUUCGUGUCAAAAGUGUCCAUUCGCGUCUUCUCGUGAUAGAUCAACAUGCAUGACGUGUGGGCCCACAACUGCAGGAUUCAAUCAAACAGACUGUGUAUGCUCAGGAUCAAAAAAACUGAUAGAGAGAGACAAUUUCGGAAACUUGCUUGCCACAAAACAAUGUAUCAGUUGUGGACCUAACUCGAUACCUGAUCCAACAAAUCCAUAUUCUUGUAAAUCAUGUCCAGAUCCGAAUAUGAUCGCUAGUUCAGAUGGUCUUUCUUGUGUUUGUUCAUCCCUAUAUCAAUUGUGGUCAGAUAAAUGUGUUCUGAAAGACACUUAUUUGGAUCUAAGCAGCAAAUAUCCUAUUGAUUCAGCUGCAUCUGUGGUUUUUUCUCAAGUGUUUGAGACUUCUAGGACUGAAAGCCCGUCUACUGAAACAGUUCGAUCUAAAUUAUUUUAUGACAAUUUUUACUUCGUUUCCGCUAAUUGCAAAUCUUUCAACAACGUUACGUCGUGUCAAAUGUUAGCAAACUUAUGUGCGCUGUUACUUUUUGACGAGACAACUUCUGCAUGCAAAAUGUACUUCUCUUUAUACAAUUCAUUGACAGAUGACGGAGUAAAUGGCUUCUCAGGAUGGAAAAGCGGAAUGCCUUGGCUUGUUUACAGAGGAAAAUCUACAGAUAUUUUAUAUAACAAUGAUUUAUCUCAAUUGGUUGGGCUAAGUGGAAGAACGGAUAGAACAACAAGACUUAAACUCCUUCUUUCGAAAUAUUCUGUCUAUGGAAAUUGGUUAGGAUUUGAGGACUUAACGAAUCAAUUACAGCUUUGCCCAACUGGAAACUAUAUUGGGUCUGCUUUUUUAGAUUUUGGCAAUAACUACAUCAAUUCAUGUUUCUUUAAUGCUCUCUCCAUUCCUACACUUCAAGCCACUGUAUUUUAUGAACUAUUUAUUCUUGACAAUGGAAAAUUAUAUCCAAUACCUGUUCAGAUUUUAAAAGACGACAAGACAACCGCAAACGAUAUUUCCACAGCAACUCUUUAUAGAAGAUUUUUCAUUUACGACAAUGUUGCAGGUAUUACUACUGAAUCUUCUUCUCCAAGUGUUGUCAGAUUUUUAGAGAGUGCUGAGCUAAGAGUGGAAAUGAACACACAAGCUUCAGAAAAGAUAUUUCCUCCAAGGCUCACCUUAAAAUAUACAUCCAGAAAGAUUGCUGGUUUGAAAACUACAGUGUUCACAACUGCACAACAAGAGUCCAUACUGACACCCUCGAUAUAUUUUUCAGCUUCAUACAUUCAAUCUCAGCAGACAGUAUGGAUUGUGGUAAUAGUAUUCCUAGUUCUUAUUUUAGUAUUGAGCUUGAUAACCUCUUGUAUGUCAACAUAUAGAUACUCAAGAAGAAGAUUGUCACAGAUUGAUUUUCCCACUUUGGGAAAGCUUAUUUUUGCCUUUUGUGAACAUUCCUCAAAUGGAGUUUUUGUGUUGAUAUUUUUCUACAUAUCCCUCUAUUACUUAUUCUUCAAAUUACAAUCAAGCGUAUUUGCAUUAUUACCAAAUUUUAAUGAUUCAGACAAAUGGUAUUUCUUCCUCAUAAUUUUAUACGCUCUUGUUGCAAAGGCUAUCGACCUUUCAUAUGUGUUCUACAAACACUGCAAUUAUGAUAUUUUUUUUAUGGAUUGGGAAAAGACUAAAGGAAAGGUCGUUGGGGUUGGAGGAAGAGCUGAGGGUUCAUAUUCUAGUGUCAGUAUUUGGAGAAGCUAUUUCAUUGCUAAAGAAUGGGAGAAACUUCAAGGAACGACUUGGACCAGCCUUGAGUUCACUCUUUUAACAGUGCUGUUAAUUUUGGAUGGUGGAGGAGUUAUUAAUCUAGCAUCAUAUACAGCAGAUGAAAAUGCAUUAAGUGGAGUAUUUAGAUAUCACCCAAUUCUUAAAAUUGCAUUGCUAUCAUGGUUUUAUUUGAGUAUCUCCUUGUUGCAGUACAUAUUCUUCAGAUUCAUAAUUUAUAGAUUUACCAGAAAUCCCAUUACAUCAUUAAUUGAUACAUGUUCGAUUGCUAAUAUCAGCAUUCUCAUUUUAGAUGAACUACAUUAUGGAUGUUACAUUCAUGGUGAGAGUGUUUUCAGGUUUGCAGAUGCUAACAUGAAAGAAUUUUACGAAGGCCUCAACCAGGAAAGUAAUGACUUUUUCCCCAAGAGAGGUUUAAUUCAGUCCGCCACAGAUAAUAACUCUGUUGUUACUUUUGAUCUUUAUGUGUCGAAAAUGGUUCGAGAAAACUACGACAAGCUAUUAUUGAUUCCCAUCCAAGAGGAGGAAGCAAAGAAUGGAUUUUUUAGAAGAAUGGCAACUAACCAAGCACAGCCCAAGAUCAUUAAUCCUUCAAGACCAGUAACAGCCUUGACAGUACAACCGAAUAUAUUACAACAAAAUCCAAUCAGUAAUGCUGCAGAUAACCAAAACACUCAACAAGCUCUUGUUGAGCAGCCUAUUCAACAGACCAUGAAAGAACGAAGCCAGAUGAACAAUCCUGCCCUUACUUCUCCAAUGAGCAACGAGUUCAGAAUUAGCGAUCUUUUCAAUUUUAAUAUUGGACCAAAGCAUAGAUACAUUCCUGCUGCUUUCAUUGAUGGAUAUAAUACCAUCAAUGAAUAUCUCAAGAGAGUCAUCACUGACGUCAAAAUCAAGCAGGGCCAAAUUCUUGACAAACAAAUUUCGUACAGACUCGGUUUCAUUCCUGAUUUUAUAUACUUGCAUGAUCGAGAAUUUUUCUUUAAGGAUGACAGCCAACAAUAUUUUCAAACCUAUUCAUUCUUUAGACUGAUGUUGAGAGGAUGUGAAUGGAAGAUGAUUGCAUUUAACAUUUUACUUUAUGCUAUCAUGUCCAUCUUUUGGGAUUCUACUUUUGGAGCUUUAAUGAUUGUGUAUGCAACCAAUCGUGUCUUUUUAUGGCUGAGAACAACAUUUGUUAGAAGGAACUUGAUCAGCAAGACUCUCCUCGAUCGAAGAUUUUUGUUUUAA